This is a messenger RNA of Diplodia corticola, 1042 nucleotides long. Its product is annotated as protein phosphatase methylesterase 1. Gene Ontology annotation, molecular function: protein methylesterase activity. Lineage: Eukaryota; Fungi; Ascomycota; Dothideomycetes; Botryosphaeriales; Botryosphaeriaceae. The annotation marks the transcript as partial. The record is from RefSeq and is a predicted model, not a curated record. Gene Ontology annotation, biological process: protein demethylation. The transcript has a single exon.
AUGAGCGACCUGGCGAAAACCAUCGGCAAGACCAAGCUGGGCAGCAAGCCCCCCAGCAGCAACACCAACAAGAUCGCCGAGAUCCUGGAAGAGGAACCCGGGCAGCAGCAGCCGAUAGAAGACGAUUCGUCGUCGGCGUCAUCCGUCUCAUCCACCGGCACCGUCGUGCCCCCGUCGACGCAGAAGCAGCCCGGCGCCGCUGCCCCGCCCACGGCCGCCUCCGCCGCCAACGUCGACUGGACCCGCUACUUCGCCCAGGAGCUGUUCCUGGAGCACCGCGACGAGGCCACGGGCGAGCACGCGCAGUACCACGUCUACGUGACGCCGCCCGCCACGCCCAAGACGCCGCUGCUCGUGCUGCACCACGGCGCGGGCUCGUCGGCCCUCACGUGGGCGCUCUUCGCGCUCGAGGCGCGGCGGCUGAUGCCCGAGGUCGGCGUGCUGGCCGUCGAGGCGCGCGAGCACGGGUCCGUCGUGGUCGGCGGCGACGGCGGCGUCGACGGCAGCAUGGCGGUCGCGAAGCUGAGCGCCGACCUGGCGCGCAUGAUCGCCCUCACGGCGGCCCGGCUGGGCUGGACGCAGCGCAUGCCGCAGCUGCUGCUGGUCGGCCACAGCCUGGGCGGCGCCGUCGUCGUCGAGGCGGCCAAGAGCGGCGUGCUGCCGGGGGGCCCCGCCGGCGUCAUGGGCUACGCCGUGCUGGACGUGGUCGAGGGCUCGGCCAUGGACGCCCUCAAGCACAUGCACACGUACCUGUCGACCCGCCCGUCCAUCUUCCCCUCGCCCGACGCCGCCAUCGACUGGCACAUCCGCAGCCGCACGCUGCGCAACCCGGACAGCGCGCGCGCCUCGGUGCCCAGCCUGCUGCGCCGCCUCGAGUCGGGCAAGUGGGUGUGGAAGACGGACCUCGCCCAGACCGAGCCCUACUGGACCAACUGGUUCGAGGGCAUGAGCAGCAAGUUCCUCACGGCCAGGGGCGCGAAGCUGCUGCUCCUCGCGGGCACGGAUCGCUUGGACAAGGAGCUCAUGAUAGGGCAGAUGCAAG